Molecule: messenger RNA, 898 nt
Organism: Solanum lycopersicum (tomato)
Lineage: Eukaryota; Viridiplantae; Streptophyta; Magnoliopsida; Solanales; Solanaceae
Product: GCN5-related N-acetyltransferase 8-like
Molecular function (GO): N-acetyltransferase activity
Source: RefSeq, a predicted model, not a curated record
AUCAAUAUGAACAUACUCAACUUUGAAUAGUAAUUUAUCGUAUCGUAUCAUAUCAUAUUCUAUGGCUUUAAUCUCUCCUAUUUCAUCGUCAAACGGAAAAACCUUCAACCAAAAACUUUUUUCCAGAAUUAGGGUUGCCAUUGAAUGCGAUGUCCCACACAUAUACAAGCUCAUGCAACAGUUAUUCGUUUACCACGACAUCACUCAUCUCCUGAAAUCGAAUGAAUCCUCCAUUGCCUCGGGGCUAUUUAACUCGAAAUAUCCUCAUCUUAGUCCUGUUACUACACUUCUAAUCGAAGUCUCUACUGAUCCUUUUCCAUCUUGUGCCAAUGACAAGAAUAACUCCAAGGAGCUUGAUCUUAACAUGCCCCUCGUAGAUGAGGAGUCAGAGCAGUUUAGAGUUGUCAAACAUGAUCAACAUGAUGUUUUUAUAGCUGGAUAUGUCAUGUUCUACCCUUGCUUCUCGAGUUUCUUCGAGAAUCCAGUCUUCCACAUGGAGAACUUCUUUAUAAGAGAGUGUUAUAGGAGGAAAGGGUUUGGGAAAUGGUUGUUUUCAACCAUGGCGUUGGAGGUUGCAAGAAUGGGAUUUUCUUCCAUUGAUUUGUAUGCUUCGGAUUGGAAUGAAAGUACACUUGAUUUUUACAAACAUAUGGGUGCUACAAUUUCUGAUGAUUUUAGGGUUUUGAGUUUGGCUGGUAAGGCUCUUGAAGCAUAUGAGGAUGAUAGUAACUAAUUGUGUGUUGUGUUACCUAAUAUUGUAUUGCCUAUAGCUCUAAAUGUUAUGUUUGUUUUGAUAGUUAUUUAAAUUUCAGUCAUUCAGUGUAUCGUAUUGUUAUAUACAUCUCUAUGUAAUAAUCGUUAUAUGCAUCUCAUAAAAACAUCUCAUUUUAUAUAAUUA